Molecule: messenger RNA, 1456 nt
Organism: Plodia interpunctella (Indianmeal moth)
Lineage: Eukaryota; Metazoa; Arthropoda; Insecta; Lepidoptera; Pyralidae
Gene: Rpt5
Product: Regulatory particle triple-A ATPase 5
Exons: 5
Coding region: 132-1418 (428 amino acids)
Biological process (GO): proteasome-mediated ubiquitin-dependent protein catabolic process
Cellular component (GO): proteasome regulatory particle, base subcomplex
Molecular function (GO): proteasome-activating activity; ATP hydrolysis activity; ATP binding
Source: RefSeq, a predicted model, not a curated record
AACAUUGCUGAAGAAUGACAUGACAAAACACUUUCAUAAAUUUGGUUUUGUUGGGUUUGUUUAGAAAUAAAAUUCUGUGAAGAAUAUAAAUUACACAUUGACUAAAUAAAGGCUGUUCCACUAAAAAUAUCAUGGCUACGACCCUUGAAGAUAAAUCAAUCUGGGAGGAUGGCGAGGAGGCGCUUAGUGAGGAAGUCCUCCGGAUGCCAACAGAUGAGAUAAUCAGCCGUACGAGGCUCCUAGACAAUGAAAUAAAAAUAAUGAAAAGCGAAGUGAUGAGGAUUUCUCAUGAACUGCAAGCCCAGAACGAAAAAAUCAAAGAGAACACAGAAAAAAUCAAAGUAAAUAAGACACUGCCAUACCUUGUCUCGAAUGUUAUUGAAUUAUUGGAUGUAGAUCCUCAAGAGGAGGAGGAAGACGGUGCGGUGGUCGACCUUGACUCGCAGAGGAAGGGUAAAUGUGCAGUGAUUAAAACCUCUACUCGUCAGACAUAUUUCUUACCUGUUAUUGGGUUGGUUGAUGCCGAUAAAUUAAAACCUGGAGACUUGGUGGGCGUCAAUAAGGAUUCUUAUCUGAUUUUGGAGACGCUGCCGGCAGAGUACGAUGCAAGGGUGAAAGCUAUGGAGGUGGAUGAACGGCCCACUGAGCAGUACUCUGAUAUUGGAGGAUUGGAUAAGCAGAUUCAGGAACUCAUCGAAGCAGUAGUGCUGCCGAUGACACACAAAGAGAAGUUUGUGAACCUCGGCAUCCACCCACCCAAGGGAGUCCUUCUGUAUGGCCCUCCUGGCACCGGGAAGACCCUGCUGGCCAGGGCAUGCGCCGCACAGACCAAGUCAACUUUCCUCAAGUUGGCUGGCCCUCAACUAGUCCAGAUGUUUAUUGGUGAUGGUGCAAAAUUGGUCCGUGACGCCUUCGCCCUCGCCAAAGAGAAGGCACCAGCCAUAAUCUUCAUUGAUGAGUUGGACGCCAUAGGUACCAAGCGUUUUGACUCUGAAAAGGCCGGAGACAGGGAAGUACAGCGAACCAUGUUGGAGCUCCUCAAUCAACUCGAUGGAUUUAGUUCUACUGCUGAUAUUAAGGUCAUAGCAGCCACUAACCGUGUAGAUAUCCUGGACCCCGCGCUGCUGCGCUCCGGUCGUCUGGACAGGAAGAUCGAGUUCCCGCACCCCAACGAAGAAGCCAGGGCUAGGAUCAUGCAGAUCCAUUCCAGAAAAAUGAACGUGAGCCCCGAUGUGAACUUCGAAGAAUUAUCUCGAUCGACUGACGAUUUCAACGGCGCGCAGUGCAAGGCGGUGUGCGUGGAGGCCGGCAUGAUCGCGCUGCGGCGCUCCGCCACCGCCGUCACGCACGAGGACUUCAUGGACGCCAUCUUGGAGGUCCAGGCCAAGAAGAAGGCCAACCUCAGCUAUUAUGCUUAGUUUGUAUAUUGUAAGGCCAAUAAAAUUCUGAUUAUGUU